Molecule: messenger RNA, 1411 nt
Organism: Heteronotia binoei (common prickly gecko)
Lineage: Eukaryota; Metazoa; Chordata; Lepidosauria; Squamata; Gekkonidae
Gene: GPX1
Product: glutathione peroxidase 1
Exons: 2
Biological process (GO): glutathione metabolic process; response to hydrogen peroxide; response to selenium ion
Cellular component (GO): mitochondrion; cytosol
Molecular function (GO): glutathione peroxidase activity
Source: RefSeq, a predicted model, not a curated record
CUGGGGGUUGUGGGCGGAGUUUGCUCGGAGUCAUUAAAAGCGGUUGAGCAGCGUUGCCUACUACGCAUUUGCUUCUCUUCUGAGACAAUGGCUGUUGCUUCGCUGUCUGGGCUAGCGGGGCUGCUGGUGCGGCCACUAGGCUCUGAGGGGCCUAUAGAGCUGGGCUCCUUUCUGGGGCAGGUGCUACUAGUUUCCAAUGUGGCGUCGCUUUGAGGCACCACGAGCCGAGACUUUACCCAGUUCCACGAACUGCAGCGGCGCUUCGGGCCCCGCGGGUUUACGGUGCUCGCCUUCCCAUGCAACCAGUUCGGCCACCAGGAAAAUGCCACCAAUGAAGAGAUCCUGAAUUCAUUGAAGUUUGUCCGCCCAGGCAAUGGGUAUGAGCCUAACUUCCCUGUGUUUGAGAAGUGUGAGGUGAAUGGAGCAGAUGCACACCCACUUUUCAAAUUCUUGAAGGAAGCAUUGCCUUUCCCACAUGAUGACCAAGCAUCACUCAUGACCAACCCACAGUGCAUCAUCUGGUCUCCUGUGUGCCGCUAUGACAUCGCAUGGAAUUUUGAGAAGUUCCUUAUAGGUCCUGAUGGUGUGCCUUUCAAACGAUACAGCAGGCGGUUUGAAACGAUCAAGAUCCAGGAUGAUAUUGAAAAGCUUCUUCAGCAAGUUUCAUAGAAUCAACCGUCUUGCAGAAAUUUCCUCUUAUGCUAAAGAGCUGCAGAUCGAUUUCUGUCUAAAUUUUUGAAUGGCUUUACACAUUGUCUCCUUAAUAGGUACACAUUCCAGAUCUGCUUUGCAUACUCCUGUCAGGACCAAAGUACACAAGCAUCAAGUUUAAAUUCAGUACACCACAGAAUCAUAUGCCAGGAAACCAUGUGAUGUGGCUGUUCUCAGUAUAUGUUUCUGUGGUGUGCACAGUUAACCUUCAGUCAUGUCAUGAAGAUCCUUGUGCUGUGAUGGCAGAUUUUGUUAAAGCAACAUUAUUAAAAAUCUGCACAACUGGUCAGAUAUCCAGUGGCCAGUCAGAAGCCCUACUGAGCAAAAUCCUCAUCUGACCCUGCCCAUUGUCUCAAAACAUCCAUUGGGUGCCAGGAAAGGUCUCGCAGGCAUCAUGGUGCCUAUGGACAUUACAUUGGGAACCCCAUUGUAUUGUGUAAAGUGGCCAGGUUUUCGGACCUUCUGCAUUGCCCUUUUUCUUUAGUUACUUUGUAUUGCCAAUUGCUUACUCUGGCAGUAGGAUUCUAUUCGCCAUCAAAAUUUUGUUCAUGAUGGUGCUUGUUCUAAACAUUUGAAAAGCACUUGAUAUACCUGUAAAAUUUUGUGUGUGAUGUAGUAAAUCACUCCAGGGAAAACAGCUGGGAAUCUGAGCAGUGUGAUAUGAAAGCUCCUAUACACCAAUAAAAUGCUUGCAAUACCA